CUAUGCGCAUUGCACACCCCACAUCCGCCGGUGAGGCUCCGGUGACCUCCAUGGACGUUGACGAGUCACAGACGAGUCUAUACAUGAGAGCUCUGGUCGAUCGGUGCCAGAGUCUGGAGGCGAGUCACUCGAGGCUGAAAGAGCAGUUGGACGAGCUGGUGCAAGAGAUCAAGAAGAACAAGGAGGAGAGAGAGAUGGAGGUGGGGAUCGAGGAAGUUGGUUUAGACUCCUGGUGUGGUGGUUUUCCGGGGUUCUUCGUUGAUGGGAGUCCGUAUAGGAGGGCUUUGGAGUGUAUGGGCCACGCUGUUCACGUUUGCAGAGCUUCUUCCGGGGAGAUCCUAUACUGGAAUCAUUCAGCCAAAAGGCUCUAUGGAUGGAAAGAAUAUGAAGUCCUUGGACAAGAAGUUGCCGAAGUCCUGGUUGAUGAAGAAUACUGCGAACCUCUUCAGAAAAUCAUGGACAGCUUGAGCAGUACUGGGCAAUCAUGGUCAGGUCAGUUUCCAUAUAAGAAGAGGUCCGGUGAAAAAUUUAUGGCGAUAGUGACAAAAAGCCCCUUGUAUGAGGAUGGUGAGCUUGCUGGUUUUAUCACUGUUUCAAGUGAUGCUGCAUUAUUUAACAGUACUAUAGGUUCCGAGAACCUGAGAACACGUGAUCAGGAUCGUGCCGGCCAAGAUCGUCAUCAACCGGCCAGAGUACUGCGGGGGUUAAACUUGAAAGGGAUUCAGUGGUACCCACGUCCACCAAUUAAUUCUCCAGUGCCACAGAUUGCAUGCGCAGCAAAGGUCUUGGCAAAGCUGCGCAUUAAGGGAACUGGGAAACGUGGAGAAGAAGAUGAUGGAGUUAUUCAAGAAAAUGAUGCGACAGAUUCGAAGGAAACAGCCUCAUGCCACUACAUGAGUACUAUGGGUACAGAGGGAACAUAUUCUAAUGUAUACUAUAAUGGGCAUAGAACGUCUCACAAUGAAUUUGAAGAUCAGACUUCUCUUCAUGUAGCCGCUUUAGGGGAGUGUACUGAGUGUUUUAGAUUACCGAGACCUGGAGAUCCAUUGCCAAGAAUAGGAUGCCAAGUCGACGCGAAGGAAAUGGAACUCCAAGUUUCAAACUUGAAAGCUUCGGAGAUAGAAGAUGAAAUGCAAGAACAAAAAGAUGAUAAACGGCUCCCAAGCUCAGCGGAGACGAUGGGCAGCAAUGGAAGCUCAUCAAGCAAAGGGGAGAAUGAGUCGAACUCUUUAGUAGAUUGUGAGAUUCGCUGGGAAGACCUACACUUCGGGGACGAGAUUGGGCAAGGUUCCUAUGCCAUUGUUUAUCGUGGAAUUUGGAAUGGAUCGGAUGUUGCCAUUAAGGUUUACCUGGGAAAUGAAUAUAGCGAGCUAGGGACUUUAGAGGACUACAAGAAAGAGAUUGAUAUAAUGAAGAGACUAAGACAUCCAAAUGUACUGCUGUUCAUGGGAGCAGUAUAUACACAGGAGCGGCGAAUUGUCACAGAGUUCCUACCCAGAGGAAGCCUUUUCAGAACUCUUCACAAGAACAAUCAGGCAUUAGACAUAAGACGGCAUCUGAGGAUGGCUCUUGAUGUUGCAAGAGGAAUGAAUUAUUUGCACCACAGACAUCCACCAAUUGUACAUAGAGACCUAAAAUCUUCUAACCUGCUUGUUGAUAAAAACUGGACUGUCAAGGUUGGAGACUUUGGCCUUUCAAGGUUAAAGAACUCGACAUUUCUAACAGCAAGGUCUGGGAGAGGAACACCUCAGUGGAUGGCCCCAGAAGUCCUUCGAAAUGAACCUUCAAACGAAAAAUCUGAUGUUUUCAGUUUUGGUGUCAUCCUGUGGGGACUAAUGACAGAAUCCAUUCCAUGGAACAAUCUAAAUUCCUUACAGGUUGUUGGAGUUGUAGGAUUCAUGGAUAGAAGAUUGGAUCUACCACAAGGCCUUGAUCCCCAGAUAGCAUACAUCAUCCAAGACUGUUGGCAAAGUGAUCCAGAACAGCGUCCAUCGUUUCGAGAUGUAAUCCAGAGAAUGACGGCCCUAAUCCCGAGUACUGCUGCAGUUUCAACCCGUAGGAGCAGUACUACAGAAACUUAA
This is a messenger RNA of Juglans regia (Persian walnut), 2081 nucleotides long. Its product is annotated as tyrosine-protein kinase Shark. Gene Ontology annotation, molecular function: protein kinase activity; ATP binding. Gene Ontology annotation, biological process: protein phosphorylation. The record is from RefSeq and is a predicted model, not a curated record. Lineage: Eukaryota; Viridiplantae; Streptophyta; Magnoliopsida; Fagales; Juglandaceae.